UGGAAAGCUAUGAAACCAAUGUUAAAUCUAGGGCCUUUGCGAAGAGAAAAUUGUUUGGUGGUGUUUCUGCUGUGACGCGUACAUGCCGCAAAACGGUAAAAUUAGCAUCAUUCCGGUUGCGCUACGCUUUAGAGAGCUAAGCGCUAGCUGCUGCCACUGUUGCCGUUCGGUUUCUUGGUAAGCACAGCAACAGUACCGGACAACAAAUCGGCCAGCCGGGUUAUUUGUAGAUCGCGACGGUGGCAACCGAGUGCCGUUGAGAAUGGUCGUUUCGAAGGAAGGUAAACGCCGGCGUAAAGUGUCCGCCAUUGCACAAGCCGGUGGCGGCAGCACCAAUCCAUCAUCCGGCAGCGGGUCUAACGGCCCCAUCACCAGCGUAGCAGCAGAGCGUGAUCUUUCUCCACCGGAAAUUCCAAAACGCCCAAAAGUGCACGCACAGAGGAAGUUCGCUCAAGGACAGGGAACGGCUUCUUCGUCCUAUCUUAGCUAUUCUUCUGCACCUCCCACACCGGGCAAAGAUGGACAGAAUCGUGCAUCACACUCUGGAACGGGAAAUGGUACAACACCUACCGUACCUGGCAGUGGGACUGGCGCUGAAGCCAACCCACAAGUACCGGAACUGUUACCCAACAUGCGACCAAACACGGAAGAUUUCCUUACAUUCCUGUGCUUUCGUGGAACACCGGUAUUGCCACCUGCGUUAGAUUUUUUUAAUAAAUCCAACUCCGGAGCGUCUACUAAUGCGGGAAACAGCAGCACCGGGGGAAGACUAUCUUCCACACCUGGCGGUUCGGGUAGUUCCAGGCUAAAAUCACCACCAUCAAAGACAACCUCAUCGACGAACGUAACACCCGGUCCAGCGAUACCCUGUUCCACUUCCUCUAAGAUAAUCGAACCAAAACAAACGCCAGAAAGGCAAGACAGUACCACUUCGAGUAAAGCCGUGCAAAACGAACCGGUCACCAAGGAAAAACUGCUAACUUCAACGUCAGGGACAGCCACUCCCGCUACAACGUACAUCCCAUUCGCUGUACGCAAACGUGCGGAACAACAUCCGGUUCCCGUAGAGACACGAUCCGAUCGAAAGCGUACGCAGGAUAAGAUGGAGGCACUACGCAAAAAGUAUCACGAUCAGCGAGUUGCUAAACUGCGAGCAACGACACAUGGCCAGCGGCAGAGUGGACGUGGCAAUGUUUCAAUAAAUACACGGUCUUCAAGCGUUCCGUCGAAACCGGUUCGAAAAGAGCAAGAUGACGAAGAGGAGGCGAAUGGCUCGGAAAAUGAGACGAUGAAUGAAGUUAAAGCAGAAGACGAAGCGAAGGAUGGGCCAAACGAAGAAAAUAGGCAGGACAAAAAAGCCUCCGUGGAGGAACCAAACGUUGGCAAACGAAAAAGUGGUCUACGUAGUGGUGGAACAUCUCACGCCUCAAGUCCGGCUGUUGAAAGUGCCAAAGGAUCGCCCAUAAAAAUUGCUCGGAAUGCAAAGCGUGAUUCAUCAAAAGUUGCUAGUGCUCAUGACGACGCAAGCAAAGAAUCGCCGGAGAAACCAGUUGAAAGUAAAAUGCCCAACAAAGUGGGUAAAAGCACACCUUCGCCGAGUUCGCUUGUCGAAUAUGCUACUAAACCGAGUGGAACUCGCAGUACAAGCACCGCGAGUUCGAAGAAAUCGGUAAAAGAACCCCCCAAGAAUUCACCCACUCAGCAACAACAACCCGCGUCCGAUGUCCGUGUUUCCGAUGCGGAAGGAAAAGAAAAGCGGACGACAAGGUUAUCCGCCCUGCGGAAUCCGCCUCCAGCAGCAGCCAAACCAGAAACGAUAAAACCAGCGAAAGAUAAACGGAAGCAGCAGGAACGAGUUGAUUUUUCAUCCGACGAUGAUGAACCUUUAUCGCGGGCCACGGGCACGGAGAAACGUUCGUCAGAUACGGUAGCCACUAACGACCUCGGUAAAACGACCCGUUCCGGUAGAAGUCGCAAAUCGGAACCAGCCACACUCGACAAGGACCCGGACGAAAUUCCGGAUAAAAAGACACGCCGCUCCGAGUCCGUCGUAAGCCGCCGUUCGGACAUAAGCUCGCGAAAGUCCGAGUUGCGCGAAACAGGUACGGCGAAGAAGGUGGAAGAACUUCCCAAACAGCAGCAACAACGCGGACGAAAACGGAAAGAACCGCCUCAGCCACAGCAGCAGGUCGCUAAAUCGUCUAAAGACGAGGAAUCCAACAGCGAGCUGAAGAAUGAUGAACCGCUCUCAUCGGAAAAUGUGGAACCGGCCGAACAUAAGCAACCGGCAGCGGGUGGACGAAAGAAACGGGAAACACCCGCAAUCGAUACAACCCGAGACGGCACACUAACGCCGGAAGUGGAGGAAAAGAAACCGAAAACGGCAUCAUCGACACCGGUGGAAUCGCUAAGUACAUCGAGGCCAUCGCGCAAAACAAAGGAAGCGGCCACCUUGUACAUGGAGCUGAUCGGUAGAAAAUUUAAUCACGACGACAAGUCGGAUGAUGAUGCAUCGUCACUGGACAGUCUUGAGCUGCCGAAUGUGCGCAAGCUGGAGCGAAUGGAGAACGAGCUAAAAGCGAAUGUCAGUAAGUCACGGGACGCAAAGCAGCAAUCAUCCGGGACUGCUCCCAAGGGUGCCGGUAAAGCGAAAAAGAAGGGCCAAUCAACGAACGAAGCUAAAUUAGUGCCCGAUUCGGUGGAUGAUGCAGGCAAGCAGCAACCGGACGAGGAAGCAGACACUAAAAUCAAGGAGAAAAGCUUCAGUGAUUCCGACGAGGAACCGUUGGCUAGUAAAUUUCAGCGCAAACAGCAACAAACGCGCAGACAGCCAACGAAAACAAAGGCAAGCGCAGCCAAGUUGCCCGCUGGACGUAGGAAUGCAAAGAAAGCGCCCGUCUCGAAUGAGGCCAAAACCGAAGACGCACAAUCAUCUCCCGAGAAAAACGAAAGCCUCGAAAAGCUAUCAAGGAGUGACGAAGCGGUUCGGCAGCAAACGGUACCAAAAAAGGGAACAGGAACAACGGCAUCGGUAACAACCGCCAAUAACAUUAAUUUGUCACCAACCACCGGUACAGCUAAACAAAACGGUACAUUGGGUGUUGGUAUGGUUGUUGGGAGCGUAACGAGAACUCCCACAAAAAUGACCACGAACAGUGCGCUGAACAGUCCGGUGGAAUCUCCGGUCCUUUCAUCCGAUCAUCUAAAAAGUCCCACCACAUCGGAGGGUCAGAACGUAUCGAGAUUAAACAAAUCGCUGGACAAUACACAGCUGUCCACCACAGUCGAACCGGCCGAAAGCCCGAUAAAGAUACCGCAAAUGUUGAACAUACCGACAGUCAUACCGACGCAAUCGUCAUCCUUUCUGCAGCUAGCAACGCCAACGAACCUGCACCAGCAGGCUCCGUUUACCCGUGCCAUAAAACCGUCGCUUGGAACCACUUCCGGCGCAGCAGCGAACAGUAUUGCAACCGAUGGUUACCUGUCUUUGAAUAAAUCACCCACGGGGACAGCGCUGAACGCGUCUCAGCCGGAAACCGCUCUGCCUUUCAAUCGAUCCGCUGCGCUGACGAUAGCAACGGGGACAGUUACUGCAAGCGCGCCUAAAGCUGGUGACUUUACGCUACCACUCGAUGAGUCUAAUUUCCUUAAAGGUUUCGACAAAUCCACCGAUCCGAAUGCGAUGGAUAAACCGACCGGGACCCAUUCAUCGCUGCUGGGUAACUUGCUUCCAAGCAAGGAGGAAUCGGAAAAGAUUUUCGGCAUAGCGAGCGUUAGCUUGGCGCAAAGUUCCGGACCCUUGGAUACGAAGUGUACGCUUGGGAAGUGUGGUUCCGUGCACAAACCACCGCUUGGGCCACCCGUCCUGACGGAGUCACUGCUCGGUGGCACCCUUUCACCGCGAGAUCGCCGCAAGGCGAAGGUCAACAUGACACAUGAGCAGAUCCAGAAAUGGAUCUGCGAAUCAUCGUGGUCACCGAUCGAGGAUGAUCUGAAGGAUGACGAUUUGGAGGUGGUUGAACCGGGCACCCGUACACCACCGCCCCCGUCAACGGGUUUUACCGCUGCUCAGCCUACACCCACGACGCAACCUUCAACAGCGGUCGCCUGUUCCGGGUGGGCUGGAAUGAUGGCUUCCACGUCCACACCACUCAGCACGCCCACCGUUGGCAAUGGACGAGGUAAAGAGGAAAGUGCCGAUCGUACACCGGUGAGCGGUCCAGCCGUGUCCACAGCGGUGUCCACCGGAGUGGAGAAAAAAGAUAUCGCUUUGCAACCGGCACAAAAAGAACCCACCACUUCGGUGGCGCAAGAAUCAAAACCUAAGGGCGGUGGCAAGGGAAGCGACACACCGACAAAGGGCGCUGGCGAGGGACAACCGACGAAGGAAGUGUCCAGCGUUCCAACGCCAACCAGCAAUAAGCAGCGCGAAGCGAAGGAACAACGAAAAUCGAAAGCAGAAACACCCACAGCACCGGCUACAUCGACACCACGUGCUACGGCCACAACACCCACUACAUCGGGAGAUCGGAAGCCAAUCUAUCGGAAUGUCACAGGUCGAACGCCCGUUUACAAACAAGAGGCACUGUCUGUCAAGCAACCACCUGUAGCAACGCCGCCAACACCAAGCGGGCAGCACGUGUCUUCGAUGUCAGGCUCCACGAAACAGGCCGCUGCCGGUGCGCAAGGAUCGUCCUCCACGCAGAGCAACAAAUUCGGCGCCUUUUCCCCAGUAAACGAACCGAGCGUUUAUUCGUUUGAUAAGGAGGAAGAUUUUAUGCCCGUGGCGACACCGUUCCGCCGACAGCAUGGUGGUGCAGCCAGCAGUGGUCGACGGGAAUCGUGUAAUUCAUCCGCCCGGGAUGAGCCCACGGUCGGGGGUGGCAACAACAAGCGCGAUACAACGCCAGUGGCCGACGAAAAGAUCGCCUUCCAGAAGCCACCGGUGGUGACGAAAGCGAACAAUGUUGGCGGAACGGUGGCCAAUUCUGACGAGAAGAUAAAACCGAACGAAAUCACCGGCGGGGAGGGCAAUGUGGAGAAAAAGGAAGAGGAUAAGGCACACGCACAGGUAAAGCAGGAGGUGAGUGAUACGGAGGCGGACGGUGGUGGCGGUCAAACGUUUUACAUUCCACUGCAAGGUCCGACGGCGGGUGGCGGUGGCUCCGGUGGGGGUGCUAGUUCCACAGGCAAAUCGGCCGACCAGCUCAUACAGGGUGUUGCGGUUAAGCUGGGCACGGAAGGUCCGGACGGUCCGAACCAGCGCGUCAUAAUGCACGCGAAGCUGGUCACGAAGGCCGAGAUGGGUUCGAAUCCAACCACGCUGCCGGACUCGAUGAACGUGCAGGAGCUGGUAAAGAGUCUGACGGCACAGGGAGGUGCUGCCGCGGCACUAAGCAAGGAGGGACUAGCCAAACUACUUCCGAUCGGACUGCUGCAAUCUCGCUUCAAGUCUACCACCCAGCCGGAACCAGCGCCCUCGACGGAUGCGCGCACACCGACGCUGGACGAUCGUGCCAGUGCCGAACCGAUGUCACGCGGUCUUUCGCGUAUCGCGUCCAACUCGUCUCUUUCAUCCCAGCGCUCGAAACCGACCGGGAAAGCAACCGCAAAAGGCGGAACGGCCGGUCGUGGAGGUGGUGCUGCUAGUAGUGAGGCGGUGUCAACACCUCAACCGGACAACAAUACGGUGUUCCCGCGUCGUGACGAUCCGGCCCAGAUGGUCGAGGCACCGGUAUUCAAACCAACCGAAAAGGAGUUUCACGAUCCGUUGGAGUACAUCGAGCGGAUUGCACCGAUCGCGUCACGGUUCGGCAUCUGUCGCAUCAUACCACCGGCCAGCUUCAAGCCGGAAUGUCGCAUUGCGGACGAUAUGCGAUUCAUGGCGUACAACCAGUACGUGCACAAGAUGCUGCACCGUUGGGGACCGAGCGCGAAAGAGUACGCUGCGAUCAAGAAAUAUUUGGCCACGCAAAGCAUUAACCUACAGUCACCACCGGUGAUCGGUGGCAUGGAGGUGGAUCUGCCACGGCUUUAUCAUACCGUACAGGAACUCGGCGGUCUCAAGGAGGUAAUUGAGAAGAAAAAGUGGGCCCGUGUAUCGGAGGACAUGUGCAUUCCGAAGGCGGCGCACGAUCGCGUCUCGAAGCUGGACGACAUCUACUGCAAGUAUCUGUUGCCGUACGAUACGCUCUCGCCGGCCGAACGACAGAAGCUGUUCGACGAGGUCGAGGCUGACUGGGCGAAACGGGAGGCAAAGGCACGCCGGAACGCGGACAAGGGCGUUGGAUCGGAGAUCCGCAACAGUGGCGAUUCCGACGAGGAUGAUUCAAACGACGAGGACGAUGAGGAGGACGAAGACGAGUGCUCGAUGGAGUGCAUCGUGAAGGGACGCAGCAUGCCUCUGAACCAGUUCUUCCGGAUCGCACGCAACACCAUGUCACUGUGGUUCCGGAACAGUGAACCGAACGUGGCAGAAAUCGAGGCUGAAUAUUGGCGGCAUGUGGCCGUCCGCGAUAGCCACGUGUGCGUACAUUCCGGUUCGAUCGAUUCGAGCGCGUUCGGGUACGGCUUUCCGAGCCCGAAGGUGAAGGGUUCGUCUUGUGCGAAACACCCUUGGAAUCUGAAGGUACUGACGAACAACAGUGGAUCGAUUUUACGCUCGCUGGGACCGGUUAUGGGCAUCACGAUUCCCACAUUGCACGUGGGCAUGCUUUUCAGUGCCUGCUGCUGGUAUCGUGACCCGCACGGGUUGCCCUGGAUCGAAUACUUGCACACGGGUGCGAACAAGAUCUGGUACGGCGUGCCGGACGAUCAGAACGCAAACUUCCGUGCGGCGCUGACGGUGCUUGUGCCAACGCACUGCCAGAACAAAACGAUCUGGUUGCCCUGCGACACAGCGAUGGUACCACCGCACAUGCUGACCGAUCGGAGCGUUUCCCUGUGCCGCACCGAACAGCAACCGGGACAGUUUGUGGUGGUGUUCCCGCGCGCAUACACGUCGAGCUUGUGCACUGGAUACGCGGUGUCGGAGAGUGUCUACUUCGCUACCAACAGCUGGCUCGAUACGGCCAAGGAAGAUUUUAGGGAUAUUCAAGAAAGCUGCGAACCGACGAUGUUCUCCGUGGAGCAGCUGCUGUUUGCAAUUGCGAACGAUCAGCGCAGCAACCAUGAUACGCUCGUACAAGCGUAUCCGAUGAUCGUCGAUAUUUACGAGAAGGAGAAACAGCAUCGACAAACACUGAAGGAACAAGGCGUAACAAAAACGGAACGAAUCGAGUCGAAAAAGAAGAGCGCCUCACUGGACGAGUUCGAAUGUGAACGAUGCCGGGCGAAUCUGUACCUUUCGCUGGUAAAGGUAAAAGUGAGUAACAUCGACGAUGACGAUGAUGACAAUACGACGGUAGAUGAGGAGGAACGCAUCUACUGUCUGAAGCAUGCCGUGAAGCAUUUAGCUGACGGAGGCCUCCAGACGAAAAACUGUCGACUGGCGUACACCUACUCGCUGGAGGACAUCGAAGAGCUGUUGAAAAAGCUACAGGAUCGUAUCGCCAAUAAAAAAUCGUCGAAAUCGAGCGCUGGCAGUAGCGGUGGCGGAGCGGGAGGCGGAGCUGGCGGUGGCGGUGGCCGUGGUAAGUCUUCGCUGCACCUAGCGUCCACAUCGUCCCAGUCUUCUUCAUCCUAUCAAGCGCCCAGCCAUAGCAAGUAUGCCGGAAUGGCCACGAUGUUGAAGUAGGAUUAAGCCAUCCAAACCUUUCCCCUGCAUGAAAACGAUCUAUUCCGGUGCGAGCAACUACUUAUGUUCUGCACUAUGGUAAGAAAGCUGGCGUGUGUCAUGGCGUGCCCUUCAGCGGGCAAUUAAUUCACGGUAGUAUGAGGACAUUUUCGCUAGGGAUAACCAAGAUGGAUGCGAACUAAGCUCCAAAUGGUAAAGGUUUCUAUUUAAAGUUAGUUUGUAUCUCUUGUGUACAUUUUUUCUUCCCUGUAACGCAUCGAUGUGAGCAUAUCAAUCUCAUACUGGACACACGAAAACAUCACGACACAGGAACAUAAACCAGAACCAGAGUAUUAGUUACAGAGCAUACACAUAUAACAUCCUUUUUUCCCCUUUUGCACAGUAUUUAAAUCGGAGGCUGUCGCCCUUUGUGUAAUUUCACUUUGUACGGGACAGUAUUAACUUGCAUCCAUACGAUCUAUCGGUAAGCUUACUAUCUCUGGAUGUACGCGUAGGAAUCAUAGAAAUAAUCCGCGAGGCAAUAGAAAUGAAUUCUGUAAUCACAUUGGGCUAGCUUGCAAUGAACUGAGGAUAUGAUUCUUCUUCUAUGGACUGCUCACAGUUGAGUAUGUCGCGCUGACAUGGUUAGCAGCAGGUUACCACUCAUUCUCCAGGGAAUGUUAGUAAUGGCAUGAUGGAGAACUGCCAGAAACGAAUGCAGGAUGAAUGCUUACUCUUUCACCGACACCGAUGAUGCACAGCGUUGACUGCUGCAAGUGUCGCUCAAAAGCGGAAAGCGAUUAGGGGAGGCCAAACCACCAUCGCUCGUUAAUAGCAGUAACAUGCAAGGUGUGGAAAUGAAGCUAAGUUAAGCCUUAAUUUAACGGAGGAAUGAGUUUCAUUGCCGGUUUUUGGUAGAAUAGUAAAGAUGGUGAAGAUAUAGCAAAUGGCUUAUAACAAACUCUACCCUUAACAAUGUUAACUAUGCGCUUCAAUAAGAUUGGAGGCAUAACGGAUUGGAGUCAUGAGUGUUUUAGGCGAAGGGCAAAUAGUAGGUAGGAAAUAAUGGCACCCGACGACACUCGAAACAUUGCAAUUAGGCAAUGGAAACGCUUCUUCGAUCGUAGCGCAUUAAAUUAUUAAUGGCUGUUUAGGGAGGAAGCAAGGGAACGACAUGGAAUGUGGCCCUACUAGAGGAACUCCUGUACCCAAUACCCGGAAGAACUAUCCCCGACACACACACAGAAUUGUACAUGUAUCAUCAUGCAACAUACUAGAGCCUCAAAACAACACAGCACAUUCCCAACAGAGCCUACAGCUGUCAGUGCCCGGAGACUCGCGGAAAGUCUUGGCAUAUACAGGGAGAAACACUGCACGGCGCACUGCACAUUGCGACACAGAGACGCUACUUAGGCUAACCUUCUAACGAAAUCCUAACGAGUAGACAGCUCCGGCUUCUAAAUGAAUGUUACUCGAUCGUCUCCCCGAUAGUUGCCAGUAGCGCUACGAGAUGUUAUAAAAUAGGAUAUUGCCAGCAACGAUACAUGCGAUCACUAACUACGUCUGGGCCUUAGUAUACGCAUUGGUUGAUCGAGUGUGUACCACUGUAACAAUAGAUAUUAUAUGCAUUAGCGCAAACCAAUGCCAACCAAUUCAUAUCGCUUCUCGACAGUAGGCGGCCUCAUACAGGUGAAAGACGAGAAGCGUCAUUAGGCAUUUAGGCAGAAGUAGAGCCAGUGUUUCACGUGUUUCACGCACUGGAUUGCACUGGAUGUUUCAUUUCCCUCAGCAUAUAUUUUUCUUUACGAAUGUAAAUUGUGUGUAGUGUGCAUAUAUUUGUCUCCGCGUGUGUGUGUGUGUGUACAUAUAUAUAGAGAUGUAGUUAUAUGUGUGUGUCCUCGCCUUGAAGGAUACAUUGCUGAAGAAUAUGGCAAUCGUGUGAGACAAUGGCGCAAUAUGAAGACUAGUCGGUUGAAAUUUAGCAAUUAAAAUGAAAACAGCAAACGGGAAUAAAACAGAAGAAACCAUCACAUCCGUGCAGAUGUAAGAAUUAAUUUAUAAAAAUGUAAAGCCACAAAGGAAGGGUCGGAUAUAGAGCCGCAAAUGAGUAAAAGCCGGUUUGCGAUAUGGAAUGAUUACAUGUUACGAGUAACACGAAAUUGCUAAUGCUUUAGAAAAGAUAGUACAUAUAAUACAGUGAAAAUUGGGCGAAUUAGUGAUACAUUUACAACCCGGCACGCAUAUACAUAUACCCAAUACCGCCACGGAACAGUGGAAUAAAGCAGAUCCUUUAAAUAUUACGGAAAAGAUAGCACGACAAAGUGAAUGUUUGAUUUGUGGCAUAGACAGAGUUUAGGAUUUAAAAAAAACAUACACACACACACAUUCAAACACGGAAACAGAGAGAAACAUCAAAAUGAACUAUUUACUGCAAAUUUAAAUCCACUCCGAUGGCCACUUUGGCAGCGGGGAAGCGAAAAGGAAGGUUGCUUUGGAGGCAAAGCCUAUUUAGGUGGGGAAAAGAACCUGCACAACAAAUUUGGUUAAUUGGUUAAGGAAAAAGAGAACCAAACACAUACACACACAUACAGCCACUUAUAAAAAGAGUUCAAUAUAUGUUUAGUAAUAAAU
This is a messenger RNA of Anopheles moucheti, 10345 nucleotides long. RefSeq names its product mucin-17 (gene Jarid2). The record is from RefSeq and is a predicted model, not a curated record. The transcript is spliced from 4 exons. Lineage: Eukaryota; Metazoa; Arthropoda; Insecta; Diptera; Culicidae. The coding region runs from base 263 to 7735 and encodes 2490 amino acids. Gene Ontology annotation, biological process: chromatin remodeling. Gene Ontology annotation, cellular component: nucleus. Gene Ontology annotation, molecular function: histone demethylase activity; DNA binding.